CAUUUCUCUACACACAGAAUAUACGAGAAUCAAAACACAGAAUAUUCUUGACCUAGAUAUAAAAUACUGCAUAACCUAUCCGCAUUACACAAUAAGAACCCUUUAAUAAUUUAUAAAUUAAUUAAUUGCAAUUAACAAGUUUAAAUAAACAAAUCCAUAGCUAUCUAGAUGGAAUGCGAGUGUCAUAACCAACUUGUUAAGUCAAGUAUUAUUAUUAAAAGUCGUGACCAUGCUGAAACCAAAACUGAAAUCACAGCCAAUCCCAAGGAUUCUGUCCGUAAAGACCAGAAACAACAGAGCAGCGAAAGUAGCGAUGAUAACCCCGCCCGUAACUGCCCACCGGGAUUGGAAAGUCUAAUUAAGCUUGAUGAAAUUCUGGUGCAUCAGAAAAUUACGCUAAGUGAAUCCAUGUGCGGCUACGAGACAAACAACCGGUAUCAUAUUAAAAACCGAGACAUGCAAAAACUGUUUUACGCCCGAGAAAAGACCAGUAGCUGUAGCCGUCAGUGUUGCGGAUCCUAUCGGCCGUUUGACAUGAAAAUCAAAGACAGUGGCGGAAACGAAGUCAUAUCACUGUACCGGCCCUUCCAGUACUGUCGACAGAAACUGGAAGUGGUCGACUCGACCGGCGAACUCCUGGGCACUAUCCGCCAGGACAUGAAGUUUGGCCUUUCAAAGUUCAAUGUGGAGAAUGCCGAUGGUGAAUGUGUAAUGAAAAUCAAGGUUAGUUUUAUGUUUGUGGCGAUAGUCACGUAUGCCAUAGCGGAACAAUGCACUUAA
Medioppia subpectinata is the source of this 780-nucleotide messenger RNA. NCBI's taxonomy places the organism in Eukaryota, Metazoa, Arthropoda, Arachnida, Sarcoptiformes, Oppiidae. The record is from the annotation of a GenBank genome assembly.